AUGUUUCGAAACAAUACGUUGACCCCCGGCAAAGGGGGUUCUAGUUUGGAUAUGUUUUCAGCAAACGACUUCAUGACAUGGAUCGAUGGUAUGAAGCAUAAUUCAUAUGAAAACGGUUGUUCUCCGUUUUCAUUCCGUCCCAUACACGAAUCUUCUCACAAAAAGCCCAGACGACCCUCGCGUUUGUCCAUUGUAAAUAUAUGGAAUCAAUCUCCUACCUCUGCCCGGGGUAUGCUUUUCCCAUUGGAAUCUGACCACAAAGAGGAAGAUAUGGAUGAAAUUGUGAAUGUCGAUAAUGAUGUGAAUGACUAUGAAACUCAUAAAAAUUUUAUGAUCGAUCAGAAGAAUCAUGAACUUAAUGAAGAUGAGGAAGAAAAGAAAGAUAAUUGGCAAUUGGAUCAAAAUUUGGAAUGCAUCGUUUCUGAUGAUGAAGCUUCGGAUCAGGAAGGUUUUUACGAAAGAAGCGAAGAUGAAUUGGAAGACGAAGGACAGGAAGCAGAAGAUGGAUUUUACGUAUCUCGAACAGAUGAAAGAGAAGAUCCGGAAGUAAUUGAAAUCGAUAGUGAAGAAGAGGAGCAAAGUCGGCAUGAUCUCGAUGAGAAUAAUGAUCAAAUCUUAUCUCACCCAGACUCUGAAGAACAGAAUACUGAAAAUCAACUUCGAAAUGCUUUGGAUCCCACUCAAAGAGAUAGUAUGAGCUCUCAGGCAUCUCAGUCAAGUCUACAUACGGGUGCGGUUUCAUACCCAGAGCUAGUGCGUCUUAGCUAUGAACAAAGCGGUGUUUCUGAACUUCUUAACCAGUAUUCAGAAAGUACGAAGAUCGAUUCUCAUAAUAAUCCGGAAACAGACUCAUCUCUUUUCUUUCGCCGUCCUUCUCUCGACCGUGCCACUCGUUCAUCUUCUUUCGUUAACCCUUUGAUACAAGCUGGAAAAGGUGUACGAGAUGAGAACGCUGAGACGGAUGAAUCAUACACUGAGUUAGACGAUACAUUUUCACGAAUUAAACAGGACAAUGUGAACAAAUUGAAUGAGGAAGCUUCUGAGUUGCUUGAAGAACUCAAUGAUUCUGAUACAUUUCAAAAAUUGGUAAGACAUGAGAUUGAACCAACCGUUUCUGAUACAAGUGGUGUUGUUGAUGAAAUUCAACAAAUUGAUGAUGCUUCCCAGUUUGUGUCCUUUUUGGAAGAUACACGUUUGGUACCUUCUAAUAAUUUACAGCCCACAAAACGGAAAUUGUCGGAGUUGAUGGAAAACAUAUCUUCCCCGGACUGUAGCAUGGCAGACGCUUCUGCUAUUUUGGAAAGUUCCGAUUUCUUAAAUUCUAAUUCUGCUAUGUCAACAAUCCCUAAUAAAAAGCGGCAUCUUGAUUAA
Molecule: messenger RNA, 1371 nt
Organism: Schizosaccharomyces cryophilus OY26
Lineage: Eukaryota; Fungi; Ascomycota; Schizosaccharomycetes; Schizosaccharomycetales; Schizosaccharomycetaceae
Exons: 2
Coding region: 1-1371 (456 amino acids)
Source: RefSeq, a predicted model, not a curated record